Molecule: messenger RNA, 3706 nt
Organism: Salvelinus fontinalis (brook trout)
Lineage: Eukaryota; Metazoa; Chordata; Actinopteri; Salmoniformes; Salmonidae
Exons: 6
Coding region: 36-920 (294 amino acids)
Source: RefSeq, a predicted model, not a curated record
GAGGAAUAGGCUCCAUUUUAAAAGUCCUGUUGAAGAUGAUACGUGUAGAACUUUUAGUUCUCUCUCUCUUAACAGUCUUAUCAGUGGUGAUGGGAGAUACCAUUGGUUACCUGGGAGAGUCUGUCACCUUAUCCUCUGGAGCCAAUCCAUCCUGGCACAUCACCAAGAUAACGUGGUCCAUAUACAACAACGACACCUGGAUCGCAACAUUCAAGGGCAAAAAUAGCAACACAGAAUGGUUCAGGCAGUUUAAGAGUCGACUGAGUCUCAACACCUCGUCUGGUGACUUGGAGAUCAGAGAUGUUCAGAGAGGGGAUGAACUGGUCUACUCUGUCCUCCUCACACACAGUCAGGGGGAGCAGCAGAUCAGUAAGGUACCGCUCACUGUGACAGAGCGUCUCGUUGAGCCUAGUGUUCGAAAGGUCUUCAGCGUUUUGAAGGACGGACACUGUGUGAUGGCUCUUCAGUGCUCCUCUUCGGUGAAGGACACCAGCUUUUCUUGGGAACCAGAGGCUUCGUUUGACGACUCCUUCUGGAGGGGGAGUCCCAACGCCAACGUCUCUGUUGUCUGGAUGUCUUACAGCCCCAACAGAAAUGUCACCUUCAUCUGUACUGCCAGCAACGGGCUCACUAACGCAUCUAAGGUUGUGAGGGAGAUAUGCCAAGAUGAACAGCCCAAGCCUGACGUGGUGGUGGAGGGAGAGAACCGCGUCCCCGGGAUCGUAAAGUUGCUCUUAGGAUUUCUGUUCGGAUGUCUUUUAACAUAUAUUUUCAGAGAGUCCCUCACAUGCUUAUCAACCAGGUUCAACAAGUGUGUUGGUGUUUUGGGGCGUUUUUACAGGAGUCAAAGCAUCAACAAGGUGGGUCCUACACUUUCGGGAGUUGAAAAAGACUCCAGCCUACCUAUAGAGAGGAGCUGAACAUCGUAGCAGUCAAACCAAAACUCCAGCCUACCUAUAGAGAGGAGCUGAACAUCGAAGCAGUCAAACCAAAACUCCAGCCUACCUAUAGAGAGGAGCUGAACAUCGUAGCAGUCAAACCAAAACUCCAGCCUACCUAUAGAGAGGAGCUGAACAUCGUAGCUGUCAAACCAAAACUCCUGCCUACCUAUAGAGAGGAGCUGAACAUUGUAGCCGUCAAACCAAAACUCCAGCCUACCUAUAGAGAGGAGCUGAACAUCGAAGCAGUCAAACCAAAACUCCAGCCUACCUAUAGAGAGGAGCUGAACAUCGAAGCAGUCAAACCAAAACUCCAGCCUCUGUCACAUGAUCUUUUUAGUUUUUUGCAACUUUUCAGGAAAGUUAGGAACCAAUAUGCACAGGCAGUUAGGAAAGCAAAGGCUAGCUUUUUCAGAAUUUAUUUUGCAUCCUGUAGCAUAAACUCCAAAAAGUUCUGGGACACUGUAAAGUCCAUGGAGAAUAAGAGCACCUCCUCCCUGCUGCCCAUUGAGGCUAGGAAACACUGUCACCACCGAUAAAUCUACGAUAAUCGAGAAUUUCAAGAAGCAUUUUUCUACGGCUGGCUCCAGGUCAUCUAAUACGUCUUUGCUAGGUGAAUCCCCGCCUUAUCUCAGCUCACUGGUCGCAAUAGCAGCACCCACCCGUAGCACGCGCUCCAGCAGGUAUAUUUCACUGGUCAUCCCCGAAGCCAACUCCUGCUUUGGCUGCCUUUCCUUCCAGUUCUCUGCUGCCAAUGACUGGAACAAAUUGCAAAAAUCCCUGAAGUUGGAGACUCAUAUCUCCCUCACUAACUUUAAGCAUCAGCUGUCAGAGCAGCUUACAGAUCAUUGCACCUGUACAUAGCCCAUCUGUAAAUAGCCCACCCAACUACCUCAUCCCCAUAUUGUUAUUUUUUCGUUGUUGCUCCUUUGUACACCAGUAUUUCUACUUGCACAUUCAUCUUCUGCUCAUCUAUCAAUCCAGUGUUGAAUUGCUAAAUUGUAAUUAUUUUGCCACUAUGGCCUAUUUAUUUUCUUACCUCCCUAAUCUUACUUAAUUUGCACACACUGUAUAUAGACUUGUCUAUUGUGUUAUUGACUGUACAUUUGCUAAUUCCGUGUGGAACUCUGUGUUGUUUCUGUCGCACUGUUUUGCUUUAUCUUGGCCAGGUCUCAGUUGUAAAUGACAACUUGUUCUCAACUGGCCUACCUGGUUAAAUAAAGGUGAAAUAAAUAAAACAUUUAUAAAAGAUAAAUAUACACCUCUUCUGAAAGGCCCCAGAGUCUGCAACACCACUAAGCAAGGGGUACGACCAAGCAAGCGACACCAUGAAGACCAAGGAGCUCUCCAAACAGGUCAGAGACAAGUUGUGGAGAAGUACAGAUCAGGGUUGGGUUAUAAAAAAAAUCAGAAACUUUGAACAUCCCACGGAGCACCAUUAAAUCCAUUAAUAAAAAAUGGAAAGAAUAUGCCAUCACAAUAAACCUGCCAAGAGAGUACCACCCACCAAAACUCACGGACCAGGCAAGGAGGACAUUAAUCAGGAAAGCAAAGGCUAGCUUUUUCAAUCAGAAAUGUGCAUCCUGUAGCACAAACUCCAAAAAGGGGAGACUCCCCAAACAUAUGGAAGAAGGUACUCUGGUCAGAUGAGACUAAAAUUUAGUUGUGAAAACCCAACACCUCUCAUCACCCCGAGAGCACUAUCCCCACAAUGAAGCAUGGUGGUGGCAGCAUCAUGCUGUGGGGAUGUUUUUCAUCGGCAGGGACUGGAAACCGGUCAGAAUUGAAGGAAUGAUGGAUGGUGCUAAUUACAGGGAAAUUCUUGAGGGAAACCUGUUAUAGUCUUCCAGAGAUUUGAGACUGGGACGGAGGUUCACCUUCCAGCAGGACAAUGACCUUAAGCAUACUGCUAAAGCAACACUCGAGUGGUUUAAGGGGAAACAUUUUAAUGUCUUGGAAUGGCCUAGUCCAAGCCCAGAUCUCAAUCCAAUUGAGAAUCUGUGGUAUGAGUUAAAGAUUGUUGUACACCAGCGGAACCCAUCCAACUUGAAGGAGCUGGUGCAGUUUUGCUUUGAAGAAUGGGCAAAAAUCCCAGUGGCAAGAUGUGCCAAGCUUAUAGAGACAUACCCCAAGAGACUUGCAGCUGUAAUUUCUGCAAAAGGUGGCUCUACAAAGUAAUGACUUUGGGGGGGUGAAUAGUUAUGCACGCUCAAGUUUUCUUUUUUGUGUGUCUUAUUUCUUGCUUAUUUCACAAUAAUAAAAAAAAUUGCAUAUUCAAAGGGUUAGGCAUGUUGUGUAAAUCAAAUGAUACAACCCCCCCCAAAAAUCUAUUUUAAGCAACAAAAUACAAAAAAUGCCAAGGGGGGUGAUACUUUCGCAAGCCACUGUAUGUUCCCCCACUCAAGCUACUGCCUACCCAUACUAGCUCAAUGCCUUAUCAUCUGAUGCUGUUGAAGCCAAUCGCCCAAGAAUCUACCAGAUCCUUUUGUUUUUGUGUUUCUUUUUUACAGUGACUUUGAGGUUCUUAAAUGAAAGUGCAGUAUAUAAUACAUAUAUUAUUAUUAUUCACACACCUGAAAAAUUGAUUUUUUAUUUCUGUUGUAAUUCAUGUGUUUCUAUCACUUGAAGGUAGCUUUUCUCAAAUACUGCCUUUUUUUCUUUACUGUGAAUCAUUAUGUGAUUUAUGCGUUAUGAUUGCUACAAAUCGUUGUAUUUAUUAGGAUGUUCUCUCCCUUUUCUCAAUAUGUAAAGAUGGUAUUAUUGUAUUA